Messenger RNA from Mytilinidion resinicola, 303 nucleotides. RefSeq lists its product as uncharacterized. Bases 1 to 303 code for a protein of 100 amino acids. NCBI's taxonomy places the organism in Eukaryota, Fungi, Ascomycota, Dothideomycetes, Mytilinidiales, Mytilinidiaceae. The record is from RefSeq and is a predicted model, not a curated record. The transcript has 2 exons.
AUGUUGGAUAACAUUGAUGGUGAUACUAAGGACGACGAUUGUGAUACUGAGUUCAACUACGACUUGGAAAUUCUGCAGGUGUACUCGCUAGUGGCAGCGACUGCGGAUAGCAACGUGGAGCGGUGGAAAGAGAAGUUUGUUAUGCUGACGGUAAUGGAGUUCCUGGUGGGGAGGUUUGAUAACUGGACAAAGUGCCAGAUACUAUUUCCGUGUAUUGAGUCUAUAUUGCAGCGCGAGCCAGCCGGCGACGAGUUACUAUGGGCCUGGGUUGAAGUAUUCAGCAACGCUGCGUGGUAUAUGUAG